This is a messenger RNA of Lindgomyces ingoldianus, 1024 nucleotides long. RefSeq names its product mannose-P-dolichol utilization defect 1 protein. The transcript is spliced from 2 exons. NCBI's taxonomy places the organism in Eukaryota, Fungi, Ascomycota, Dothideomycetes, Pleosporales, Lindgomycetaceae. The coding region runs from base 71 to 943 and encodes 290 amino acids. The record is from RefSeq and is a predicted model, not a curated record.
GCAGCACCGAGCAUCGCAUCCUCACACUAGCUUGCCACCUCUUUUCUGCAGGUCUCACGAACCCGUCACAAUGGAGGCCCUCCGUUCAGCCCUCCAACCCAUAACCCACAAUUUGCCUACCCCUAUCGUCGACACCGGCCGCACGCUCCUCGGCCCCUUCUGCUACAAAACCCUCAUCCUAGACAUCGACCCCUUCGCCUCCCCAGACUGCCUCAAACUUGCCAUCUCUAAAGCCCUCGGCAUCGGCAUAAUCGGGGCCUCCUCGAUUGUCAAAAUCCCACAACUCCUCAAACUCCUGAACUCGCAGUCCUCAGAGGGGGUUUCCUUCCUCUCGUACUUGCUUGAAAGCAGCAGCUACCUCAUCUCACUCUCCUACAACAUCCGCCAUGGAUUCCCGUUCAGCACAUAUGGCGAGACGGCGCUGAUCCUUGCGCAGAACAUCGUGAUUGCGAGUCUAGUGUUGAAUUACAGCGGGAAGACGGCUGGCGUUGCAGCGUGGGUCGUUGGCUUGGCUGCGGCCGGGACGGCAUUGUUUCGGGAGGACGUUGUGGAUGUGAAGGCUUUGGCUUGGUUGCAGGCGUUUGCGGGUGUGCUGGGCGUCGCGAGCAAAGCGCCGCAGAUUUUGACGAUUUGGAUGGAGGGUGGGACAGGGCAGUUGAGUGCUUUUGCGGUCUUCAACUACCUCCUCGGCUCCCUCUCCCGCAUCUUCACCACCCUCCAAGAAGUCCCCGACCCACUCAUCCUUUACGGUUUCAUUGCGGGGUUUGCCCUCAAUGCUAUCCUCGCGCUCCAAAUGAUAUGGUACUGGAACAGCCCGUCGAGUAAGAAGACAGUAUCGAAGAAACCCAACAAGUCGAUUGCCGCCGGAGAGAAGAGCAGUUCGGUGAAUAGCACGGGCUUUGCUAAGAAGGCUAAGAGCCCGAGCACUAGGCGGAGGGGAUGAGGGCCUGAUAUGCUGUUUCGGGGAUUUUUAUCCUAGAUUGUAGUUUGCUUAAGGUAAUGGUAAUACAUCCUUGGCUUCUAG